AUGGAUUCGGACUCGGAUAUGGAAAUGGAGGUUGACGACGUGCCGGUUCAGAUGAAUCGCUUCAAGCACCAAUCGCGCGCGGACCAGCUGAAAAGCGUACACGCGCCUACGGCCCUCGAUCUAUCCAAGUUCAACAUGGACAUCGGACCUCCUCCAAUAACUAGCUCACGACCUGCGCACGACCCUCCCCCCUCCUUCACAUCCAUUCUCUCCACACUCACCGCCCUCUUUCCACGCGGCCUCGAGCCACAAGCUCUCACGCGCUCCUCGCUGCGUUAUUAUCAAUGA
This is a messenger RNA of Coniophora puteana RWD-64-598 SS2, 288 nucleotides long. RefSeq lists its product as uncharacterized. The record is from RefSeq and is a predicted model, not a curated record. Bases 1 to 288 code for a protein of 95 amino acids. Lineage: Eukaryota; Fungi; Basidiomycota; Agaricomycetes; Boletales; Coniophoraceae. The transcript is spliced from 3 exons.